This is a messenger RNA of Nicotiana tabacum (common tobacco), 1641 nucleotides long. Lineage: Eukaryota; Viridiplantae; Streptophyta; Magnoliopsida; Solanales; Solanaceae. The record is from RefSeq and is a predicted model, not a curated record.
AGGAGUAUUAUUUCUUAUGUCCAAUCAACGAAAUGUCAUAGGGCUUAAGUUCUUAACAUAUACAUGUCAUUGAUUAAUUCUAUUCAUUCAUUUUCUUUUUCUAUAAGACGGUGAUGAGAAAACAUAAUAGGUGUGCAUCACGGCCUAGUAAUCAUAGUUUUCACUCUGAGCAAUUAGUAUUAGAAUACAGAGGCUAAGAACAACGCCAACCAAUUCCACUUUGAGGUCAGAUUAAAUGAAAUUAUUCAUACUUCACCAUUCCAUUGAAACGUCUCUGUUGCGCCUCCUACAGAUUUUUGCAAUCAGCUAGCGCACUUCUCAGAAUGAACUGGUGGUGGUCAAGAUCUACCAAUACUACACAGCAAAAUGUUGACUAUUAUGAAACAACAAAUCAUGAGAGCAACCAAAAUGUUGGCCUGGUCAUUGGAGUCACCGGCGUGGUUGGCAACAGCUUGGCCGAAACACUCUCUUCCACUGACAGCCGGGGCGGUCCGUGGAAGGUCUAUGGUGUGGCACGACGGGAGACACCAGUCCGGAAUGCUAAAGUCACAUAUAUUCAGUGCGAUGUCUCUGUGGCAACUGACACUCAAGCCAAGUUAUCGACCCUGGAAGAUGUGACACACAUCUUCUGGGUGACUUCGGCUUUUGACCUUUCUAUGGCCAAACACUGCGAAAUUAAUGCAACCAUGCUUCACAAUGUCCUCAAUGCAAUCAUCUCAAAUGCACCAAAUUUGCGCCACAUCUGUCUCCAGACAGGCGCGAUGCACUAUAUGGGGAUACAUAGAUCAGUUGAUGGGAAAAUUCAUACUAUUUCCCAUGAUCCACCUUUCACUGAAGAGAUGGAAAGGUUGGAAAAUAUUCACAACUUUUAUUACACGUUAGAAGAUGUACUGCUUGACGAGAUCUCCAGAAAACCAAGUAUAACAUGGUCCGUCCACAGGCCAGAUCUGAUUUUCGGAUUUUCACCUCAUAGCACAUUGAACAUUGUUGGAACGCUUUGUGUGUAUGCAACAAUAUGCAAAUACGAACGCGUUCCACUGACGUUUCCAGGGACAAAAGUCCGUUGGGAUAGUUACUCUAACGCAUCAGACGCUGAUUUGGUGGCAGAGCAUCAAAUUUGGGCUGCACUCUGCCCGCGGGCGCAGAACAAAGCAUUCAAUAUUACCAACGGCGAUGUGUUCAAAUGGAAGCAUUUGUGGAAGGUGUUGGCUGAACAGAUUGGAGUAGAAUAUGUGGGAUUCAACGAGACCGAGAAGCAUAUUUGCUUGGCUGAGAUGAUGAAAGAUAAGGGGCAUGUGUGGGAUAAGAUUGUGAGAGACAAUAACUUGGUUUCCACCACGUUAGAAGAGGUUGGCUUAUGGCAAUUUGCAGAUAUGAUACUGGCUGGAGGGAGUAAUAGGUUGAGCAGCAUAAAUCGCAGCAAAGAGCAUGGUUUUAUGGGCUUCAGGAAUUCCACCAAUUCCUUCAUUUUCUGGAUACAAAAGGCAAAAGAUAAUAGAUUAAUUCCUUGAACAUUGUAUCUUCACUUUAGCAUUUAAUAAGGUUAUCUUACCUUGUUAGUUAAUUUAUUUAGGGAAAAUCUUUGUAAUCAGAAUUGGGGUGGCCGGUAUACCUAUCACUUCAAUUCUUUGUUUACUUCAA